This is a messenger RNA of Amaranthus tricolor (Joseph's coat), 732 nucleotides long. RefSeq lists its product as uncharacterized. The coding region runs from base 1 to 732 and encodes 243 amino acids. The transcript has 3 exons. NCBI's taxonomy places the organism in Eukaryota, Viridiplantae, Streptophyta, Magnoliopsida, Caryophyllales, Amaranthaceae. The record is from RefSeq and is a predicted model, not a curated record.
AUGGCGGCCUUCGAUGGAACGUCCUGCCCGGAGGAACACCUGAUGGGCUACAAAAACUUGAUGCUGCUGUAUACCAAUGACCCGUCAUUGCGGUGCAAGUUCUUCCCGACUACUCUUACGGGAGUAGCGCUGACAUGGUAUACCUCCCUUCUAGGAGGAAGUAUACACAACUUUGCCCAACUGGAAGAGAAGUUUCUUGGCCACUUUGUAGCUUCCAGAAGGCAGGAGAAAUCAAACUUCCAUCUACUCAGCAUCUCGCAAUUGGAAGGGGAGUUCAUAUCAUCCUAUCUAAAAAAGUUUCAUGAGGCGGUGCUGGAAGUAACCGAUUUGGAAGAAUCGGUUGCAUUAAACGCCCUGAUCAAAGGAAUGAAGGCCCAACGGUUGAAGUUCCAGUUGGCCCAUUAUCCUAAAAAACGGAGGUCUGAUAAGAAGGACCCCACCGCCAAUCACCCCUCAAGGAACAGAGAGGAACAGCCAUCAAGGAGGGAAAGAAACUACAUGCCGCGUCAUCCGGAACCCCCGUCAGAUAUGGGACCCCCACGACCCCGUCACGUAUACGUCACUGAAGGGGAGUCCAGGACGCAGAAUCUGUUAGAUGGAGGUUCAUCAACCGAAAGGACUACGACGCUAGGAAUGAAGCAGAAAGAAGGCCAUGGAAUCCAAGACGCAGAUCCCCCAAGAGGGAUGAAGCCAGGCGCGAAAGUUCCAACACUCAAGGAACUAUUAACAUGA